AUGAGCAUUUCGAGCUCAAAACAGCCCCCUGAAGGCGAAAUCAACAUCACACCACGGUCGCCCACCGGCGAAGAAGGCGUCCGGCGCACUUCCGAUGUGUGGAGGCACAAUCUGCACAAUGAUGACCUCAAAUUCGAGUGCCGAUAUUGUGGCGCAAAAUUUCUGCGGGCCCACGGCACAUCGGCAUUCGGCAAGCAUUUGGCCGCCGUGCAUCAAAUUCGAGUGCUGAGCAACAAACGCCGUCCAUCACCACCGACGUUGCUGAAUGGCAAAAAAGCCAAGACUGAACCGGAAAUGGACAUCACUGACCUGAUUGGCGAUGAAGACGAGGAACCCUACGGCUCAAACUCAAUCUCCCUAGCCUCAUUUCAUAACGACAACCGAGCCGACGACGGACUCGACGAAAUGCUGAUGAGCGUCAGGGCGGCUAUGACCAAUAUGGAGGGAAUUGCCCACUAUUUUACGCGAGCCAAGGAUCAACAACAUGAGAACGCUCGUCUACGUCGGCGUGUCGCAGAGUUGGAGCUUGAAAAUGCAACCCUGCGAAAGAAGAUCAUCAUCGGACAACAGAAUUAUGGCGAGGAGCCGGCACCAAAAGUUACGAUCCCAAAAGAGACAAAACCAUCGACUCCAUUGCUCUGCGUAAUGGAGAAGCAGCUCGAGGAGCUGAGCCAAUCUCCGAGCUGCAGCACUGUCGCCGAAACAGAGUCGACGGAGCGGCACUUCUUCCCGUUGGCCUAUGAUUUGUCAGCUGGCGAGGGCUGGCUGGAUGCCGUAUUUCCUUUUCGACGCUUUCAUAUGCUCCAAAUUCUGGAGAAAACCGAGACGGUUCGACUCCAUUGUCUCGACAAAGCCAACCCUAUCCGCUGGAGCCGAAAGAAGGAGAUGCAAAAGGCGGCCAUCGAAAUGGUCCGCAUGAUGGUUCCAUCCCAAAUUCUACCCGUAUUAAACACCACCAAUGAUGAUAUCCUGCAAGCCAUCGGGGAGCGGGACAUGAUCAACGGCGGGGGACGAACCCCGAUCACCAUUCCGCCCGAUUUGAUAACCCAAGCUGCAGAUUUAUUCUACGAGACUCUUCGCCAGGCACCAUCCAACAGUGCCGACGAGUGGAAAAUACGGCGCGAAAUUAGGACGGAAUUGGCUAGAAAAUUGGGCAGCGUCCGUUCACCACGCACCGACAAGCAUCAUCUGAAGACGUACAGUGACGAGAUAUACAACCAGAAUAUGGGCAUCUUCCUGCUUAAACAUCCAGAGAUCUCUGACCACCUCAGC
Mesorhabditis spiculigera is the source of this 1272-nucleotide messenger RNA. The record is from the annotation of a GenBank genome assembly. NCBI's taxonomy places the organism in Eukaryota, Metazoa, Nematoda, Chromadorea, Rhabditida, Rhabditidae.